CUGAACGCUACUUCACGGUAUUGUGUAUACGCGGGUUCGGCAAAUCUCGAAAGGCGUGUGGGGUCCGAGGCACGAAGUCCGAGAAUUGGAGUACCGUGAGUAUCCUUCAGGUAAAGGAAGCUGCUUUUUGGUUUAAUAUCAGGAUCACCCGAACAGCCGUAUAAAAGUGUUCGGCCUGACUGUACCUGUUGGAAGUUGAUAUACCAGAAACUGUCUCACGAUCUGUUCACCCUUGGUCAGCCUCUUAACUCACCACAGUGAUCAAGGAUUUUACGAACCAUGUCGGAUGAAGUCAUACUAUAUGACCUCCCUUCCAAGCAAGGCCAUUGCUGGAGCUACAAUCCCUGGAAGACGAGAUUGGUUCUCAAUUAUAAGAGCAUUCCAUACAAGACUGAAUGGACAGAAUAUCCUGACCUCAAGCCCAAGUUUGAGAAAUUGUAAGUUUUCGCGCACUCUAUCACUCACCGCAUGGGCCUGGUCCGGCAUCUUCUCAGCCCUUCCUCCUUUGCCAAAACAGUCACGACCUCUCGGCACACAAUCUGGGCCCGGCCGGGUAUGUGAGACUCACAGAGCUAAUGAUGCAUUGCAAGCGGCAUCCCUCCAAACGAAACAGGCGCAGCUUACUCCUCCCCGACAAUCCGCCUGCCAGAUGGAUCUUACGUAAUGGACUCACGUCGCAUCGCCGACGCCCUCGAGCGCCUUCACCCCAAUCCACCACUACACCUGGACUCACCGUACCAAUCACGUAUCGAAAGCCUCAUAGGCCAGAUCCUCACACCAAUCCGGCCCGUCUUCGUUCCGCUCGUGCCGAAAGUCUUUCUCAACCCGGCUAGUCAGGCCUAUUUCAUACCCACCCGCGAGAAGGCCGUCGGUAUGGGCCUGGAGGAGUUUGCCAAAGGAGCCGACGAGGGCAUCCAGAAGGCUAGCCCUUUCAUCCGGGAGUUGGGCGAAAUGCUACGCGAGAACGAGGGGCCCUUUUUGCAGGGCAAGACGCCGUGCUAUGCCGAUAUGAUCGUGCUCGCGUGGCUGAGGAUGAUGGAUAGAUUGGGGGUGAGUGAUAAGGUUUUUGGGCUUGAAGGGGGCCAGGAAUUGAAGACGUUGUACGGCGAGGGAGUCAAACAGGGCUGGUUUGAUAGGGAUAGUUACUAGGUACUAGUUCCUAAUCAUGCAUGGCAGAAGACUUUAAUUGUACACGAGGAGUCAUGUAAGACAAUCCAUUGGGGGAACGAAUUCUGACACCCCGAGGACGGAAUUUCACAACAGACCACUCUGGCGGCGGAUCUUGAUGUUCGCUAGAUCUAAUUUGAGCUGCCAGAGGCACAUUCGCA
Messenger RNA from Exophiala xenobiotica, 1328 nucleotides. RefSeq lists its product as hypothetical. The transcript has 2 exons. The record is from RefSeq and is a predicted model, not a curated record. The coding region runs from base 664 to 1149 and encodes 161 amino acids. NCBI's taxonomy places the organism in Eukaryota, Fungi, Ascomycota, Eurotiomycetes, Chaetothyriales, Herpotrichiellaceae.